ACUUCACACAGCAAUAUGCAGCCAAUCGAGCCAAUUAUCGUCCCAGCCGUCUCAUGCGGCUCAUGUAUCAUGUGCCUGAUUAACGCCUGAAAAUCUGAGAUUCAAGGCUGCCUGAGCGAUUUUCCACUUUACAUCUCACACUGGAGAAAACACAAGAAGAUGGCGCCAUCCCAGCGAGAAAGCCAGAGGCAGUGUCAAAUAUGCUUCGUUAUUCUCCCGAACGUGUUCAAUCUCGUCGAUCACUCUUUGAGCACCGGACAUCAAGCCGAUCAGUGCUGCGACAUAUGCUUCAGACGAUUGAGGAGCCAGAACGCUGUAGAGCAGCAUAAACACUCCCAUCACAGGGAAAGCCACGCAGCCAAUCGAUCAACAAGUCUCGUUUGGGUGCCGAACGCGGAUACUGGACCACAGUCCUUCCCUACUCCGACAUCAUAUUCCUUCAGUGACAGAACAUACAAACCCUUUACGCCGCCCGACAUGAACAUCAUUUACGAUCUGCUCCUCGCCACUUGCCAUUCGGAAGAGAGCCUCAAAAGGGAGUGUUAUUUUGUGCGAGAUGACCUGAACAACGACUCUUACAACAGAACCAAGGAACCUACGAUUCUGAAAGAAUGUCUUCCUACGCCUCCUACCCACCCCUGGUACCCAAAAAGAAAGGCUGUCGCUUUAGACUGCGAGAUGGCAGGUGUCGAGGGUGGGGGAAGUGAAAUAGUGUCCAUCUGCGUUGUCGACUUCUUCACCAAAGAAGUAUUGGUGAAUUCUCUCGUCAAGCCACGGGAGUUCAUCGUUCAAUGGCGCAGCGAGAUCCAUGGCGUAACACCUGCGGCCAUGGCGAUUGCAGCCGCGAGUCAGCAGGUCCUCGAUGGCUGGAGGGAAGCGCGUGGAGAGCUCUGGAAGCACAUCAACGAGCAAACCGUGCUUGUGGGACAGUCCCUGCACAACGAUUUGAAGGUUCUGCGAGUGGUACACACCAAGAUUGUCGACACUGCCAUUGUUUCCUCCGAAGCUGCUUUCGGCAGAGAGAAACCUGCAGGACGCAAAUGGGGUCUUGAAGUCCUGUGCAAGGAACUGCUGAACCUACGGAUUCGUCUGGGAUCUGGGGUUCACAACGACAUGGAGGACACCAUGGCAACACGCGAGGUAGCUCUGUGGUGUCUUUGCCAUCCAAUGAAGUUAAAACAAUGGGGGGAGAACGCGCGGACGUCAUUCUAUGCUGAAAGAGAAAGACAAAUACAGCGCCAAAAGAGCCUGGCAAAAACAGCACCAUUCACACCAGGCAAGAAAGACAGGGAGGAAGAGGGAUACAUGCAGCGCCAAAGGAACCUAGCACAGAAAGUACCGCCCACGCCGGGCAAUAAUUACAACGGCGAAGAGGGAUACAUCCAACAUUACUACUGUAGCGAUGACGAGCUUCUUCACUGGGAGGAUGUGGUACCUAGGGAGAUAUGGCCGAAGUCGCCUCCUGAUUCGGAUUGAGACAGUCCUCUUGAAAAUGGAGGCGGAAAAUCCAGUAGUUCGGGUCUGUGCAUACAAACUAAAACUAAGUCGGUCUUUCCUGAAAGGUUUCGUUGGUAGUCUUUCUUUAAACAAGUAUGUAUCUUCUAACUUGUUGAAAUGGUUCGUGGCUACAUGGUUGGUGGAGAAGUACCAGCUUAGGGUCGACACCCAUUUCGUAGAGGACAAUUAGACAGAAGCAGUAUGCUCGCUGCAAAGGUCAGCCUAUGCAGCUUUUUUGAGACGUGAAGCUCUCG
Ilyonectria robusta is the source of this 1751-nucleotide messenger RNA. Its product is annotated as ribonuclease H-like domain-containing protein. NCBI's taxonomy places the organism in Eukaryota, Fungi, Ascomycota, Sordariomycetes, Hypocreales, Nectriaceae. Gene Ontology annotation, biological process: ribosomal large subunit assembly; rRNA processing. Gene Ontology annotation, molecular function: nucleic acid binding; exonuclease activity. Gene Ontology annotation, cellular component: nucleus. The record is from RefSeq and is a predicted model, not a curated record. The transcript has a single exon. The coding region runs from base 160 to 1476 and encodes 438 amino acids.